UCUGGGGAGGGGGCUGGCUGAGAGUGGUCAGGGCAGCUCCAGCCCUUUGUGGCCCCUCCCCCCCAUGGGGCCAUCCAGUCCCUUCCUUAGGGCUGCUCUUCCUGUGGCCUCUGACCCCCUCCUCCUUCUUAGGCCUCAUUGCCGGGUGCACCCAGUGCCCAGUGAGUCCCUUUCCCAAACCUCCAAGGAGAAGGGGCGAGGGAGGAGGGGAAGAACAGGGAACUGGAAAGGGUGGUGAGAAAUAAAGACACCAGACAGAGGGACAGACACACACACACACACACACACAGAGGCCAACAGACAGAGACUGAGAGACAGAAACACAGAGAGAGAGAAACAGAGAUAGACAGACGGAAAUAAAGACAGAGUAGGAAACAGACUAACUCACUGAGUCAGAGAUACAAAGAGAGAGAGAGAGAGAGAGAGAGAGAGACAGAAAAGGAAAGAGAAAUAGACAGAAAAAUCAGGCAUCAAAGGGAUACAGGAAGAAAGACAGGCUGAGGGACCAAGAAAGGAGAGACAAGCCGGGACAGAGUAUGCCAGCUGGCAGAAUGGAGUGUCGCCUGGCGCGGCAGAUGUAGUGGCCCCAGCCCACUGAGCUGGGUGGGCAGAGAGAAGCCAGAGCCUCGGCCGGGGUGAGGGGGCAUGGGAGGGGCGGGCGUGCUGCUGCUGCUGCUGGCUGGAGCCGGCGUGGGGGUGGCCUGGAGACCACCAAAGGGAAAGUGUCCGCUGAGCUGCUCCUGCUCCAAGGACAGCGCCCUGUGUGAGGGCUCUCCCGACCUGCCCGAGAGCUUCUCCCCGACCCUGCUGUCGCUCUCGCUCGUUAGGACUGGAGUCACCCAGCUGAAGGCCGGCAGCUUCCUGAGGGUGCCCACACUGCACCUGCUCCUCUUCACAUCCAACUCCUUCUCUGUGAUUGAGGACGAUGCAUUUGCGGGCCUGUCCCACCUGCAGUACCUCUUCAUUGAGGACAAUGAGAUUGGCUCCAUCUCCAAGAACGCUCUCAGAGGACUCCGCUCACUCACACACCUGAGCCUGGCCAAUAAUCAUCUUGAGACCCUCCCCAGAUUCCUGUUCCGAGGCCUGGAGACCCUAACUCAUGUGGACCUGCGCGGGAACCCGUUCCAGUGCGACUGCCGCGUCCUCUGGCUGCUGCAGUGGAUGGCCACCGUGAAUGCCAGCGUGGGGACCGGGGCCUGUGCCGGCCCCGCUGCUCUGGCCCACAUGCAGCUCCGCCACCUCGACCCCAAGACGUUCAAGUGCAGAGCCAUAGAGCUGUCCUGGUUCCAGACGGUCGAAGAGUCGGCGCUGGGCGUGGAGACUUUCUCCUACCAGGGGGAGCCCCACAUCGUCCUGGCGCAGCCCUUCGCGGGCCGCUGCCUGAUUCUCACCUGGGACUACAGCCUGCAGCGCUUCCAGCCUGAGGAAGAGCUGUCGGCGCCGUCGGUGGUGUCCUGCAAGCCGCUGGUGCUGGGCCUGCGCCUCUUCGUGCUGGCCGCCCGCCUGUGGGGGGGCUCGCAGCUGUGGGCCCGGCCCAGCCCCGGCCUGCGCCUGGCCCCCACGCAGGCCCUGGCCCCGCGGCGGCUGCUGCGGCCCAAUGACGCCGAGCUCCUGUGGCUGGACGGGCAGCCCUGCUUCGUGGUGGCUGACGCCUCCAAGGCGGGCAGCACCACGCUGCUGUGCCAGGACGGGCCCGGCUUUUACCCUCGCCAGAGCCUGCACGCCUGGCACCGGGACACAGACGCCGAGGCCCUGGAGCUGGACGGCCGGCCCCACCUGCUGCUGGCCUCCGCCUCCCAGCGGCCCGUGCUCUUCCACUGGCUCGGGGGCCGCUUCGAGAGGCGCACAGACAUCCCCGAGGCCGAGGACGUCUACGCCACACGCCACUUCCAGGCUGGUGGGGAUGUGUUCCUGUGCCUGACACGCUACAUCGGGGACUCCAUGGUCAUGCGCUGGGACGGCUCCAUGUUCCGCCUGCUGCAGCAACUUCCCUCACGUGGCGCCCACGUCUUUCAGCCACUGCUCAUCGCCAGGGACCAGCUGGCCAUCCUGGGCAGCGACUUCGCCUUCAGCCAGGUCUUCCGCCUUGAGCCUGACAAGGGGCUCCUGGAGCCACUGCAGGAAUUGGGGCCCCCAGCCUUGGUGGCCCCUCGCGCCUUUGCUCACAUCACCAUGGCCGGCAGACGCUUCCUCUUCGCUGCUUGCUUCAAGGGUCCCACACAGAUCUACCAGCAUCACGAGUUAGACCUCAGUGCCUGAGACCCCAUGGGACCUUGGCCAUGGCUUGGAGGGAAAGGGGCAUUGGCCCAGGCCUCUGGACACCCACUUGACUGGUCUCCUGGCCCUACUCGGGCUGAUGGUACCUGUGAGGUACUGACCACAGGCCAAGUUCAAGGCAAGAGCUGUCCUUGCAGCCUUAAGCAACAUCUCGGCUGGGGACACAUGCCCUGACUAAGGAUGACUUGGGGGCUCGGGCUGGGCACUGCAAGGAGCCGGGAUACAGAAGUCAUGGUGGGGGUAACGUGCAGAGCUCCAUGAGGUCUGGAAGGGCCCCCAUCAACCCACUCCCACCCCUCCCGCUCCCUGUGAAACUCCUGAGGAAGAGAUAGCUUUUCUUUCCCUCUAAACUCAGUCCGGCCAAUCGCUUUUAGCGCCUGCCUCAUGACGUCAUCAGUCUCUGGGCCGGUUUCCCUGCCGGGCUUGCUAACUUCCUCUGCUACUUGUGCGCAUGCCUGCUGCCGGGGCGGAAGCCCAGCGUGUUGGCCCUCUUGCGCGUGCGCGGGAAAUAGGUGGGAAAGCAGUUGUCGCAGGGAGGCCCGGCUACCCGUCUCGGAUGAGGGGCAGGGGCGAGGACAGAAAGUGUAUGAGCUCAAUAAACGUGCUGUGCACCUGC
This is a messenger RNA of Ailuropoda melanoleuca (giant panda), 2893 nucleotides long. RefSeq names its product leucine rich repeat LGI family member 4 (gene LGI4). Gene Ontology annotation, molecular function: protein binding. The record is from RefSeq and is a predicted model, not a curated record. NCBI's taxonomy places the organism in Eukaryota, Metazoa, Chordata, Mammalia, Carnivora, Ursidae. Gene Ontology annotation, biological process: myelination in peripheral nervous system; neuron maturation. The transcript is spliced from 9 exons. Bases 646 to 2259 code for a protein of 537 amino acids.